Messenger RNA from Porites evermanni, 1701 nucleotides. The record is from the annotation of a GenBank genome assembly. NCBI's taxonomy places the organism in Eukaryota, Metazoa, Cnidaria, Anthozoa, Scleractinia, Poritidae.
UUUGGUUGUUUUCAGAAAAACAGUGUUGUGUCAGCGUGUCCCAGACUAGAAAACACGAUGGAGUGGAUCGGUACAAUCCGUGGUGGAGAGGGAACGGUAAAAACUCUCAUAGUAUUUCUCCCAACAACUUUGAAACGUUUUUCCUUUCAACAGUUUGAAAAAGGUCUACAAAUAAACAAUACUAGAAAUUUAGGCUCACUCAGUACAUAGAAAAUUACUCUUUCCGUUGAUACAAAGGGUCAUUAGGGAAUUAAAGAAACGCCGUCACUCCUUAGAAAGUAAGCUUAGGGGUGUCUCAGUCGUGUCUUGGCAAGUCCACUCAUAGUAUAAUAAAUUAUUACACAGUUAGGAGCUAGCUAUACCCGGCUUGACACUGCAUAGAUGUCUAAAUGAUAUGAAAUGAUGUCUGUUAUCAAUAUAGGUAUACGAGGGAAAAGAAUACAAACUAUCAUUACAAUUUCCAAGCUCGUAUCCUCAUAAGCCACCAUUGGUUAAGUUCACCACGCCCUGCUUCCAUCCAAAUGUUGAUCAGGAAGGCACCAUCUGUUUAGACAUUUUAAAGGUAUUUGCUUUUCAUUCUGUUUGCACUACUUGUUACAAGACAGUUCUAAAAAUAAAUAAUUUUUGGGUAUGUUUCAUGUUAAUUUAUUUACCUGCGCAGUACCAGGAUUAUCGGUGCCUUUCAAAUAAAAUCUGAAUUAUUUAAACCUGUUUUUAUUUGUUUAUUUUUCUUAGGAAAAUUGGUCAUCAACAUAUGGCGUCAGAACCAUAUUACAUUCAAUACAAUCAUUACUAGCGGGUGAGCUUGGCUCUUUCUAGUUGUCCAUGCCCUUCGUCCACCAGUAAUUUAGGAGAACAAAUUGUGACAAAUACAAGUCCUGAAAGAAAAACAACAUCAGAUGAUUAAGGAUUUCGAAGAAUGGCCCUCCCCCAGGAAAUUCAUAUCAAAAGUUUAUAAACUUCUAGCCUGUGAAUGAAGGUGUCUCCCCCUCAACCCCUAGGGAUGCAUUGAAGGGGAGGCAUCUGCAUCUCAGCAACAGGCAAUUCCAUACUGGUGAUGUAAAUCAGUGUUUACCAUUGAUAACUCAUCUGAGAGUAGGAGCUAAUGGGUGUUCCGAAUGUAAAUUUCUCAGAGUUCAUGUUUCUGGUCUAUUAUGGUAAUGUUUUGAGUUUUUCUGCUAGAAGAAUAAAUUCCAUGAAUAAUGUCUGUUUUGUAUUAGAUUCAUCCUUCUGACUUUUGACCUUUGUGACCUUUUGUCGUGUCCUUAAUGCAUUAUAGACAAUAGCGAAAAUUUACAGUAAUAUUAUGUAGAAUUACCAGUUUGACCAAUAAGAGUUGCAGACCAAUUUCUGAACAGAUUUUACGUCAUUAUUUUUGGAAUAAAUUCUGGUGUUGAGGUGUGUGGAUGUCUCUCCUGUGAAAUGUCCCUAUCGGCAAGGAGGAAGGAGAGACAGUUGAAUUGACAGGGUUCAGUGGGAAUUACAGUGUUUAUAUCAAAAUAUAUAUCACAAUUUUCAUAUAUAGAAAUAUGACCGUUUUACAGUAACUGGAUAUUUUUGAUAACUUCAUACUGAAUUUAUAAUAAAAAUAAAAAUGUGAAUUUUUAAUAAAAUAAUUAUAAUUUCUACAAUGUAGAUCCAAAUAACAAAAGCCCUCUCAACGCUGAAGCUGCAAGAUUGUGGAAUAGUGAAGGUAAAUAA